AUGAGAAAAUCAGGCCACUCAAAGCUUCACAUCGCCAUGUUUCCAUGGGUUGCCUAUGGUCAUUUCAUCCCUUUCUUUCAUCUCUCUAAUAAGCUGGCUCAUAAAGGCCACCAAAUUUCCUUCUUUGUGCCCAAAGGAGUUCAACCAAAGCUUGAAAACAUGAACCAAUACCUCAACUUGAUUCAGUUCUUUCCUCUACUUAUACCCCAUGUCGAUGGCCUCCUUCCAGGUGCUGAAACUACAUCUGUUGUUCCUCUGAACCAACAAAAAUACCUUGCUUUUGCCGUAGAUCAAACCAGGGACCAAGUUGAAGGAAUCUUAAAGGUUAUAAAACCAGAUAUAGUUUUUUAUGAUUUCUGGUUUUGGAUCCCAGACUUGGCUCGCCAACUUGGGAUCCUCCCCAUAUUCUAUGUAGUGGUUUCCUCAAUGUCGAUGGGGUUAAACACCAAGGCACUAACCAAAGAAAUGAAUGUAGACGAGGUGAUGGAAUUGCCUCCUGGUUGCCCUCCUUCUACGGUGAAACUCAAACCUGAAGAGGCUGCUGCAAUGUUGUUUGAGGCUGAGGAUUUCGGAAGUGGACUGUCGUUUCGGGAACGGAUAAGGACUGCUGUGAAAGGAAGUGAUGCCAUUGCCUUCAGGACUUGCAGUGAAAUCGAUGGACCAUUUGUGACUUUGUCGCUGAAGGAUUUGGGAAGCCUGUUUUGUUAUCAGGGCCUUGUUUGCCUGAAACGAAUACCUAACAGCUUGAUGAGAAAUGGGUUAGUUGGAUUCUCGACGGUUGAAGAAGCACUGCCGGAGGGGUUUCAAGAUAGGGUUGGAGGAAGAGGGUUGGUGUAUGGAGGUUGGGUUCCACAAGAGCAACUAUUGCACCACCCUAACAUCGGGUGUUUUGUUAACCACUGUGGGUAUGGAAUAAUGUGGGAGUUUUUGCUUAGUGACCGCCAAAUUGUGUUGAUACCUGAAAUUGGGGAUCAAAUUUUGAACACCAGAUUAAUGGUGAAUGAACUCAAGAUUGGAGUUGAAGUGGAGAGAGGUAAAAACAGGGAGGUUUCAAAGGAGUCAUUGAGUGAAGCCAUCAAGUUUGUGAUGGACAAGGACAAUGAAACAGCUAAUAUGAUGAAGAAAAACCAUGCAAAGCUGAAGCAAAUACUGUCUAAUAAGGAUUUUCAAGAAGGAUAUAUCAACAAUUUCAUCAAAGCUCUACAAGAUCUUGUCAAAUAG
This is a messenger RNA of Gossypium arboreum, 1221 nucleotides long. Its product is annotated as UDP-glycosyltransferase 79B6-like. The coding region runs from base 1 to 1221 and encodes 406 amino acids. NCBI's taxonomy places the organism in Eukaryota, Viridiplantae, Streptophyta, Magnoliopsida, Malvales, Malvaceae. The record is from RefSeq and is a predicted model, not a curated record. Gene Ontology annotation, molecular function: UDP-glycosyltransferase activity. The transcript is spliced from 2 exons.